AUGCUCUCACGUGUUGCUUCAGUGAAGGCACCCCGCACACACAACCGUCGCCGCGUGACUGGAUCCAGCGGAAUGAGGAGGGAAGGAAGAGAGAGUGAGCCGCAGAGGUCCAACAUGUCCCGGCAUGUGUUUGCUUCCGCGGUGCUGCUGCUCCUCGUCACGACGAUGUGCUGCGCCACCUGUGGAGCUGCGCCUGCAAAGGAGAAUGAUGGCAACAGUGAUUUAAGAAGUAUUCAGGAGCUGCAAUGGGUCGAUCUAUUUGUGCCGCAGACGACGCUGGUGCUGCCGGAAGGUGGAGGUACUUUGGGGACGAAGUGGGAUUCAUUUGUUUCACCCUCUCUUGUCAGUGCUGGUGGAGUAAUUGCUGCUUUUGCCGAAGGUUACGUGUAUGGCCAGUAUAACACUGAAUAUGUAUUAAUUAAGCCCUAUUCUUCUGAAGUUGUUGCGGAGUACAUCGACUCUUCGUGGGAUUGGUCCACUCUUGUUGAAAAGGGAAGAAAGUACAUGAAGGCACAAAG
This is a messenger RNA of Trypanosoma cruzi, 518 nucleotides long. RefSeq names its product trans-sialidase, putative. The record is from RefSeq and is a predicted model, not a curated record. NCBI's taxonomy places the organism in Eukaryota, Euglenozoa, Kinetoplastea, Trypanosomatida, Trypanosomatidae. The annotation marks the transcript as partial. The transcript has a single exon.